This is a messenger RNA of Saccostrea echinata, 710 nucleotides long. Its product is annotated as otolin-1-A-like. Gene Ontology annotation, molecular function: protein binding. Bases 23 to 631 code for a protein of 202 amino acids. Lineage: Eukaryota; Metazoa; Mollusca; Bivalvia; Ostreida; Ostreidae. The transcript has 4 exons. The record is from RefSeq and is a predicted model, not a curated record.
CAAGGAACUGGUAUCCAACAAAAUGUUUGCUAGAGUUUCUAACCUGUGUCUGAUCAGUUUGGUUGUGUUCGCAGCUUUGGAGACAGCUCUAUCGGAUGAAGAAAAUUUUAAGAAACCUGAGACCCCGACAAUAGAGGAUGACGAAAAGAAUCCAUUGACCCGAGAAGAAAAUUUUAAGAAUCCUGAGACCCGGGCAACGCCUCAUCUUAAAAGGAGAUGGUGGAGUAGGAAAGGACCGAGAAAGGUGGCCUUCACUGCAUAUUUAGGCGAUCAGAAAAUACAUCUUGCUAAGCAGAUCAUAAGAUACUCUCGUGUGACAUACAACUUAGGCAGAGGGUACAGACGUGGCAUUUUCCGUGCCCCUUCAACUGGAGUGUACGUCUUCUACUUCACAUCCAUGCCACAACGAGGCAAAGGAGACGCUCUUUGGUUGGUGAAAAAUGGAAGAUUAGUAGUUGAGUCUGUGUCUGGAAGGCUAUCCUCAGCUUACAACAUGGGGAGCAAUAUGGCAAUCUUGCACCUAAGACGAGGAAACAAGGUUUGGGUCCAAACCUCCCCGAAAUGGAAAUCCGCAUACACAUACAAAUAUAAGUACUCUGCCAAUUCAUUUUCUGGCUUUCGUCUGUAUUAAUCAGUAGUCUGAGAGAAGGCUUGUGCAAAAUGGACGGAAAUAUAGAUUAUGUUUGAAAAUAAAUCAUUUUGACACCAAA